AUGGCGGAGCUGGCGGCGGCCGAGGAGCUCGCCAAGCUCGAGUACCUGUCGCUGGUCUCCAAGGUGUGCACCGAGCUCGACAACCACCUGGGCAUCAACGACAAGGACCUGGCCGAGUUUGUCAUAAGUCUUGCCGAGAAAAAUACCACUUUUGACACAUUUAAAGCAAUUCUUCUGAAGAAUGGUGCUGAGUUCACUGAUUCCCUCAUUAGUAACUUGCUACGUCUCAUACAGACCAUGCGGCCUCCACCAAAACCAUCCACGAGCAAAGAGGCAGUUGUCAAACCCAAAUCAGAGAAAGAAAAGUUGAGGGAACUAUAUCCAGCCCUUUGCAGGCCAGACAAUCCCAACAUCAGGAAUAUGCUGGAUGAAGAUGAUGUGAAAGUGGCAGCUGAUGCCCUGAAAGAGCUGGAAGCUCUGAUGCCAAGUGCAGACAGGCAGGGCAAACAGAGGAGCAGCGACCAUAGGACAAAGAAGAGGAAGAGGAGCCGGAGCAGGAGCAGGGACAGGAAGCGAAGGCACAGAUCUCGCUCCAGGUCUCGUUCCAGGACUUGGGAUAGGAACAGGGGAAAAUCCAGAUACAGGUCAAGGAGCAGGAGUUGGAGUCCCAGUAAGGACCGAAGGGAUAGGGAAAAGUACCUUGAAAAGAGCCAUGAGAGGUGGAGAGACAAGCACAUAGACCGUCCACCAGCUGAGGAGCCUUCCAUCGGAGACAUCUACAACGGCAAAGUCACCAGCAUAAUGCAGUUUGGAUGCUUUGUGCAGCUGGAAGGACUGAGGAAACGUUGGGAAGGCUUGGUGCACAUCUCAGAGCUGCGAAGAGAAGGACGGGUUGCCAAUGUUGCUGAUGUUGUGAGCAAAGGACAAAGAGUGAAAGUCAAAGUGUUAUCUUUUACUGGAUCCAAAACCAGCCUGAGCAUGAAGGAUGUUGAUCAAGACACUGGGGAAGAUUUGAACCCAAACCGUAGAAGGAACCUGGUUGGAGAAACCAAUGAAGAAACGUCCAUGAGGAACCCAGACAGACCCAGUCACUUGUCCCUGGUGAGCGCCCCCGAGGUGGAGGAUGACAGCCUGGAACGGAAACGCCUCACCCGGAUUUCAGACCCGGAGAAAUGGGAAAUAAAACAGAUGAUUGCAGCUAAUGUGCUUUCCAAGGAAGAGUUUCCUGACUUUGAUGAGGAGACUGGGAUUCUUCCUAAAGUUGAUGAUGAAGAAGAUGAGGAUCUUGAGAUUGAGUUAGUCGAAGAGGAGCCACCAUUUCUUCGUGGUCACACUAAGCAGAGCAUGGAUAUGAGUCCCAUUAAAAUAGUAAAGAAUCCAGAUGGUUCCUUGUCCCAGGCUGCAAUGAUGCAAAGUGCUUUAGCCAAAGAGAGGCGAGAACUUAAACAAGCCCAGAGAGAAGCAGAGAUGGAUUCCAUCCCCAUGGGCCUCAACACACACUGGGUGGAUCCUCUCCCUGAUGUGGAUGGAAGACAAAUAGCUGCAAACAUGCGAGGUAUAGGGAUGAUGCCAAAUGAUAUCCCAGAGUGGAAGAAACAUGCAUUUGGUGGCAACAAAGCUUCUUAUGGUAAGAAGACCCAGCUUUCCAUCAUUGAACAGAGAGAGAGUCUCCCAAUCUUCAGGCUGAAGGAACAGCUGAUACAAGCUGUGCAUGACAACCAGAUUCUGAUUGUUAUUGGAGAGACAGGAUCUGGGAAAACAACCCAGAUUACCCAGUACCUGGCUGAGGCAGGAUACACCUCAAGAGGAAAGAUUGGAUGUACUCAGCCUCGCAGAGUGGCUGCAAUGUCUGUUGCAAAGAGGGUGUCAGAGGAAUUUGGUUGCUGCUUGGGACAAGAGGUUGGCUACACCAUUCGGUUUGAGGACUGCACCAGCCCUGAGACUGUCAUCAAAUACAUGACAGAUGGGAUGUUACUGAGAGAGUGCCUGAUAGACCCAGAUCUGACCCAGUAUGCCAUUAUCAUGCUGGAUGAGGCCCAUGAGAGGACCAUACAUACAGAUGUGCUCUUUGGGCUCCUGAAGAAGACAGUGCAGAAACGGCAGGACAUGAAGCUGAUAGUGACAUCAGCAACGCUGGAUGCUGUGAAAUUCUCUCAGUAUUUCUAUGAAGCACCAAUCUUCACAAUUCCUGGCAGAACAUACCCAGUAGAAAUUCUGUAUACAAAAGAGCCAGAGACUGAUUAUUUGGAUGCCAGUCUGAUUACAGUAAUGCAGAUUCAUUUAACAGAGCCACCAGGUGACAUUUUGGUCUUUCUAACUGGCCAGGAAGAGAUUGAUACUGCCUGUGAAAUCCUCUAUGAGAGGAUGAAGUCUCUAGGACCUGAUGUUCCAGAGUUAAUUAUCCUACCAGUAUAUUCAGCUUUGCCCAGUGAAAUGCAGACCAGGAUCUUUGACCCAGCCCCACCAGGGAGCAGAAAGGUUGUCAUUGCCACCAACAUUGCAGAGACAUCUUUGACUAUUGAUGGAAUUUAUUAUGUGGUUGAUCCUGGCUUUGUGAAGCAGAAAGUUUAUAACUCCAAGACUGGAAUUGACCAGCUGGUGGUGACACCGAUUUCCCAGGCUCAAGCCAAGCAGCGUGCAGGAAGGGCUGGGAGAACAGGCCCAGGAAAAUGCUACAGGUUAUACACAGAACGUGCAUAUAGAGAUGAGAUGCUAACCACCAAUGUGCCUGAGAUCCAGAGAACAAAUCUGGCCAGUACAGUGCUCUCCCUGAAGGCUAUGGGCAUCAACGAUUUGCUGUCCUUUGACUUUAUGGAUGCUCCCCCCAUGGAAACUCUCAUAACUGCUAUGGAGCAGCUCUACACCCUGGGAGCUCUGGAUGACGAGGGGCUGCUCACUCGACUUGGGCGCAGGAUGGCAGAAUUCCCCUUGGAGCCUAUGCUGUGUAAGAUGUUGAUCAUGUCUGUGCAUCUGGGAUGCAGCGAGGAGAUGCUGACCAUUGUCUCCAUGCUGUCUGUGCAGAAUGUGUUCUACAGGCCAAAGGAUAAACAAGCACUUGCUGAUCAAAAGAAGGCCAAGUUCCAUCAAACAGAAGGUGACCACCUCACCCUGCUGGCUGUGUACAAUUCCUGGAAGAAUAAUAAGUUUUCAAAUCCCUGGUGCUAUGAGAAUUUUAUCCAGGCCCGAUCCUUGCGGCGGGCACAGGACAUUCGCAAGCAGAUGUUGGGGAUCAUGGACAGGCAUAAGCUGGAUGUGGUGUCCUGUGGGAAGGCAACAGUCCGUGUGCAGAAGGCCAUUUGCAGUGGCUUCUUCCGAAAUGCAGCCAAGAAGGAUCCCCAGGAAGGGUAUAGGACACUCAUUGACCAGCAGGUUGUCUAUAUCCACCCAUCCAGUGCUCUCUUCAACAGGCAGCCUGAAUGGGUGGUGUAUCAUGAGCUGGUGCUCACCACCAAGGAGUACAUGCGGGAGGUGACGACCAUCGACCCUCGCUGGUUGGUGGAGUUUGCCCCAGCUUUCUUCAAGGUCUCUGACCCAACCAAGCUGAGCAAGCAGAAGAAGCAGCAGAGGCUGGAGCCGCUCUACAACCGCUACGAGGAGCCCAACGCCUGGAGGAUCUCGCGCGCGUUCCGGCGCCGAUGAGCUCGGCUCCCCCCUCGCCCUGCCUGUCCCGUUCCUGUGGG
Molecule: messenger RNA, 3620 nt
Organism: Sturnus vulgaris (Common starling)
Lineage: Eukaryota; Metazoa; Chordata; Aves; Passeriformes; Sturnidae
Gene: DHX8
Product: DEAH-box helicase 8
Biological process (GO): spliceosomal complex disassembly; mRNA splicing, via spliceosome
Cellular component (GO): intracellular anatomical structure; catalytic step 2 spliceosome
Molecular function (GO): ATP binding; RNA helicase activity; RNA binding
Source: RefSeq, a predicted model, not a curated record